Sorex fumeus (smoky shrew) is the source of this 3882-nucleotide messenger RNA. RefSeq names its product glutamate metabotropic receptor 1 (gene GRM1). Gene Ontology annotation, cellular component: postsynaptic density membrane. Lineage: Eukaryota; Metazoa; Chordata; Mammalia; Eulipotyphla; Soricidae. Gene Ontology annotation, biological process: regulation of synaptic transmission, glutamatergic; G protein-coupled glutamate receptor signaling pathway. Gene Ontology annotation, molecular function: G protein-coupled receptor activity involved in regulation of postsynaptic membrane potential; adenylate cyclase inhibiting G protein-coupled glutamate receptor activity. The transcript is spliced from 8 exons. Bases 243 to 3881 code for a protein of 1212 amino acids. The record is from RefSeq and is a predicted model, not a curated record.
CCUCUCCCGCCCCUGCACCCCGCCUGGCUUGGAGGUGCUGGUGGGGAGAACGCAGAGAAGCAGGCGGAGCGGAGGAAGGAGGUGGCGGUGCAGACGCGCCAAGGCGCUGGGCAAGCAGGCUUGGCGAGCGGGACGCAGCCGGGACACGCAGGACAGAGGUGUCCCCGCGCUGCGCCCCAGAACCCGCUGGCGGGACCCGUGUGGCACGCGGCCGGCCGGCCGUGGACUGCGUCCUCAGCACCAUGGGCCGGCUCCUCCUCUGGGUUUUCUUUCCAGCUAUUUUUUGGGAGAUGACCCUUCUCCCCAGCAGCCCCGGCCGGAAAGUCUCGCUAGCGGGAGCUUCGUCGCAGCGCUCCGUGGCCAGAAUGGACGGGGAUGUCAUCAUUGGGGCCCUCUUCUCCGUCCACCACCAGCCCCCGGCCGAGAAGGUGCCCGAGAGGAAGUGUGGGGAGAUCAGGGAGCAGUACGGCAUCCAAAGGGUGGAGGCCAUGUUCCACACGUUGGAUAAAAUCAACGCGGACCCGGUCCUCCUGCCCAACAUCACCCUGGGCAGUGAGAUCCGGGACUCUUGCUGGCACUCCUCCGUGGCCCUGGAGCAGAGCAUUGAGUUCAUCAGGGACUCUCUGAUUUCCAUUCGGGAUGAGAAGGAUGGGCUCAACCGGUGCGUGCCGGAGGGUCAGUCUCUCCCGGCAGGUAGGACUAAGAAGCCCAUUGCAGGCGUGAUCGGCCCGGGUUCCAGCUCUGUAGCCAUUCAAGUGCAGAACCUGCUCCAGCUCUUUGACAUCCCUCAGAUCGCUUAUUCCGCCACAAGCAUCGACCUGAGUGACAAAACUUUGUACAAAUACUUCCUGAGGGUGGUACCUUCUGACACUUUGCAGGCAAGGGCGAUGCUUGACAUAGUCAAGCGUUACAAUUGGACCUAUGUCUCUGCAGUCCACACAGAAGGGAAUUAUGGAGAGAGUGGAAUGGAUGCUUUCAAAGAGCUGGCUGCCCAGGAAGGUCUCUGCAUCGCCCAUUCAGACAAAAUCUACAGCAAUGCCGGGGAGAAGAGCUUUGACAGACUCUUGCGCAAGCUCCGAGAGCGGCUGCCCAAGGCUAGGGUGGUGGUGUGCUUCUGUGAGGGCAUGACUGUCCGUGGCCUCCUCAGUGCCAUGAGGCGCCUCGGGGUGGUGGGAGAGUUCUCACUCAUCGGAAGUGAUGGAUGGGCAGACAGAGAUGAAGUCAUUGAAGGCUAUGAAGUGGAAGCCAACGGGGGAAUCACGAUCAAGCUGCAAUCUCCAGAAGUCAGAUCAUUUGAUGACUACUUCCUGAAACUGAGACUAGAUACAAAUAAAAGAAAUCCCUGGUUCCCUGAGUUCUGGCAACAUCGGUUCCAGUGCCGUCUACCUGGACACCUUCUGGAAAAUCCCAACUUUAAAAAAGUCUGCACAGGCAAUGAAAGCUUGGAAGAAAACUAUGUACAAGACAGUAAGAUGGGGUUUGUCAUCAAUGCCAUCUACGCCAUGGCUCAUGGGCUACAGAAUAUGCACCAUGCCCUCUGUCCUGGCCAUGUGGGACUCUGCGAUGCCAUGAAGCCCAUCGAUGGCAGAAAACUCCUGGACUUCCUCAUCAAGUCCACAUUCAUUGGUGUGUCUGGAGAGGAGGUGUGGUUUGAUGAGAAAGGGGAUGCUCCUGGGAGGUAUGAUAUCAUGAAUCUGCAAUACACCGAUGCAAACCGCUAUGACUAUGUUCAUGUUGGAACCUGGCACGAAGGGGUGUUGAACAUUGAUGAUUACAAAAUCCAGAUGAACAAGAGCGGCAUGGUCCGAUCUGUGUGCAGUGAGCCUUGCUUAAAGGGGCAAAUUAAGGUCAUUCGGAAAGGAGAAGUGAGUUGCUGCUGGAUUUGCACAGCUUGUAAAGAGAAUGAGUUCGUGCAAGAUGAAUUCACCUGCAAAGCUUGUGAAUUAGGAUGGUGGCCCAAUGCUGAUCUAACAGGCUGUGAACCCAUUCCUGUGCGCUACCUUGAAUGGAGUAAUAUAGAAUCCAUCAUAGCCAUCGCCUUUUCCUGCCUGGGGAUCCUUGUGACCUUGUUUGUCACCCUUAUCUUUGUGCUCUACCGGGACACACCAGUGGUCAAAUCCUCCAGCCGGGAGCUCUGCUACAUUAUCCUAGCAGGGAUCUUCCUUGGUUACGUGUGCCCGUUCACGCUUAUUGCGAAACCCACCACCACGUCAUGCUACCUCCAGCGCCUCCUGGUUGGCCUCUCCUCUGCCAUGUGCUACUCUGCUUUAGUCACCAAAACCAAUCGCAUCGCCCGCAUCUUAGCCGGCAGCAAGAAGAAGAUCUGUACCCGCAAACCCAGGUUCAUGAGCGCCUGGGCCCAAGUGAUUAUUGCCUCGAUUCUGAUUAGCGUGCAGUUAACUCUGGUGGUGACGCUGAUCAUCAUGGAGCCCCCCAUGCCCAUUCUGUCUUACCCAAGUAUCAAGGAAGUCUACCUGAUCUGUAAUACCAGCAACCUGGGGGUGGUGGCCCCAGUGGGCUACAAUGGACUCCUCAUCAUGAGCUGUACCUACUAUGCCUUCAAGACACGCAAUGUGCCCGCCAACUUCAAUGAGGCCAAAUACAUCGCCUUUACCAUGUACACCACCUGCAUCAUCUGGUUGGCGUUUGUGCCGAUCUACUUUGGGAGCAACUACAAGAUCAUCACUACCUGCUUUGCUGUGAGCCUCAGUGUGACGGUGGCCCUGGGGUGCAUGUUCACCCCCAAGAUGUACAUCAUCAUUGCCAAGCCGGAGAGGAACGUCCGCAGUGCCUUCACCACCUCUGAUGUCGUCCGCAUGCACGUUGGUGAUGGCAAGCUGCCCUGCCGCUCCAAUACUUUCCUCAACAUUUUCCGAAGAAAGAAACCAGGGGCAGGGAAUGCCAAUUCUAACGGCAAAUCUGUGUCCUGGUCUGAACCCGGUGGCAGGCAGGUGCCCAAGGGCCAGCACAUGUGGCAACGCCUCUCCGUGCACGUGAAGACCAAUGAGACGGCCUGCAACCAAACGGCCGUCAUCAAACCCCUCACCAAGAGCUACCAAGGCUCGGGCAAGAGCCUGACCUUUUCGGACACCAGCACCAAGGCCCUGUACAACGUGGAGGAGGAAGAGGCCCCGCCGGUGGCCUUCAGUCCCCCUACCAGCCCUUCCAUGGUGGUGCAUCGCCGCGUGCCCACGUCCCCGGGCACCCCGCCUCUGCCCGCGCACCUGACCGCCGAGGAGACCCCCCUGUUCCUGGCCGACCCCGGGGUUUCCCGGGGCCUGCCCCCGCCCCCCCAGCAGCCGCCGCAACCACAGCCCAAAGUCCUGAUGGACCAGCUCCAGGGCGUGGCCAACAACUUCAGCAGCAGCGGUGGAGGCGGCGGUGGCAUCCCUGAUUUCAACGCGGUGCUGGCGGGUCCGGGGGUCCCCGGGAACGGGGUGCGGUCCCUAUACACCGCCGCCCCCGCCUCUGCGACCCCGGCAGCCCCGCAGCACCUGCAGAUGUUGCCGCUGCAGCUGAGCACUUUCGGCCAGGAGCCCGCAUCGCCCCCUGUACUGGAGGAGGAGGACGACGACGAUGACGACGACGACGACAGCAGCGAACGCUUCAAGUUGCUGCAGGAAUACCUGUACGAGCGGGAAGGGAACACGGAGGAGGAUGAGCUGGAGGAGGACGACGACGAGCUGCGGGCCACCACCGGCAAGGCCACCCCCGAGGAUUCGCCCGCGCUCACCCCGCCGUCGCCCUUCCGCGACUCGGUGGCGUCGGGCAGCUCCGUGCCCAGCUCGCCCGUGUCCGAGUCGGUGCUCUGCAGCCCCCCCAACGUCACCUACGCCUCGGUCAUCCUGAGGGACUAUAAGCAGAGCUCGUCCACCCUGUAGG